Purpureocillium lilacinum is the source of this 372-nucleotide messenger RNA. The record is from RefSeq and is a predicted model, not a curated record. NCBI's taxonomy places the organism in Eukaryota, Fungi, Ascomycota, Sordariomycetes, Hypocreales, Ophiocordycipitaceae.
AUGCGCCGAGAGCUAGAAACAAGACCGGAGAUGCUACCAGGCUGGCGGGCCGGAAGCAGGUCUGGUCUGGUGUGUUGGCUGCGCCGUGGAGCACAUGCAAGAUACAGCAUGCACUCCUGCAUGCAUGCAUGCAGGGUUGGUGUAUGGGAGUUGGCGACGAGUCUCGUCGCGGCAUCUCAUCGACCCGGGAAGGGCUUCCGGACGAUACGCAUGCGUGCGCGUGGCAGUUGCCGCCGGCUGCGUCCCUUUGCCACCCCUUACCCGUCUCCCCUUGCUUCCCCUCAACAGCAGGCGUUGGUGGGAUACCGACAGAGUGUAUUAGAUUCCACGGCGCAACGUGGGUGGUUGAUGGUGGUGGUCAUGAUGCGCUGA